Equus quagga is the source of this 2160-nucleotide messenger RNA. It is a transcript of the gene NYAP2, whose product is annotated as neuronal tyrosine-phosphorylated phosphoinositide-3-kinase adaptor 2. The transcript has 6 exons. The coding region runs from base 1 to 2160 and encodes 719 amino acids. Gene Ontology annotation, biological process: phosphatidylinositol 3-kinase/protein kinase B signal transduction; neuron projection morphogenesis. NCBI's taxonomy places the organism in Eukaryota, Metazoa, Chordata, Mammalia, Perissodactyla, Equidae. The record is from RefSeq and is a predicted model, not a curated record.
AUGAUAUCCUCCAAGAUGAUGAGUUCCAAUCCUGAGGAAGACCCUUUGGACUCAUUUCUCCAGUAUAUCGAGGAUAUGGGGAUGAAGGCCUAUGAUGGCUUGGUUAUUCAGAAUGCAUCAGACAUUGCUCGAGAAAAUGAUCGCUUGAGAAAUGAAACAAACCUGGCCUACUUGAAGGAGAAGAAUGAAAAACGCCGAAGACAAGAAGAAGCAAUAAAACGCAUAGGUGGAGAGGUAGGACGGAGCCACGACGGCAGUUACGUGGGCAAACACUUCCGCAUGGGAUUCAUGACCAUGCCUGCUCCUCAGGACAGACUUCCCCAUCCUUGCUCCAGUGGCUUUACUGUGAGGUCACAGUCCCUGCACUCGGUCGGGGGCACAGAUGAUGACAGCAGCUGUGGCUCCCGGAGACAGCCACCGCCCAAGCCCAAGCGGGACCCCAGCACCAAGCUGAGCACGUCCUCGGAGACAGUCAACAGCACAGCCGCCAGUAAGAGUGGGAAAGCCCCCGAGCGGACUGAAGUGUCGGCCAAACCGAGACCCCAUAGUGAUGAGUAUUCAAAGAAGAUUCCUCCUCCAAAACCAAAACGGAACCCAAACACUCAGCUUAGCACAUCUUUCGAUGAAACGUAUAUCAAAAAGCACGGGCCCAGGAGGACGUCGCUCACGCGAGACUCUUCCCUCUCCCAGGUCAGCAGCCCAGCGGGGGACCCCGAGGAGGAGGAGCCGGUGUAUAUCGAGAUGGUGGGGAACAUUCUCAGAGACUUCAGGAAAGAGGAUGACGACCAGAGUGAGGCCGUCUAUGAGGAAAUGAAAUACCCCAUCUUUGACGAUUUAGGCCAAGAUUCAAAAUGUGACCUUGACCAUCACAGUUGUUCUUCGCAGUGUGCUACUCCCACGGUGCCUGACUUGGACUUUGCCAAGUCCUCAGUGCCAUGUACUCCAAAAGGUUUGCUUUGUGACAUCCCGCCGCCCUUUCCCAACCUGCUUUCUCAUAGACCCCCGCUGCUGGUGUUUCCGCCAGCUCCUGUGCAGUGCUCCCCCAAUUCCGAUGAGUCUCCGCUCACCCCACUGGAGGUCACAAAGCUUCCUGUGCUGGAAAACGUGUCUUAUAUGAAACAGCAGGCUGGAGCAUCUCCAUCCUCACUGCCCUCUCAUAUCCCUGGCCAUCCCAAACUGGAGAAAGACCAGACCGGAGCCCUAGGACCAGCUCCUGCUGCUUCUGUGCUCUCCUCGUCCCCUCCCCCGCCUUCCACUUUGUACCGAACGCAGUCUCCCCACGGCUACCCUAAAAGUCACUCGGCCUCCCCAUCACCUGUGAGCAUGGGGCGGUCCCUGACCCCGCUCAGUCUCAAAAGGCCUCCACCCUAUGAUGCUGUGCAUUCAGGCAGCCUCUCAAGGAGCUCUCCAUCAGUGCCUCAUUCCACCACCAGACCAGUGUCGCAAGAUGGGAGCAAGAUGGUCAACGCUGCGGUGAAUACCUACGGGUCGGCUCCGAGCGGCUCCCGGUCCAGGACACCCACGAGUCCUCUGGAAGAACUAACCAGCCUCUUUACCUCAGGACGGAGCCUGCUGAGGAAGUCGGCCAGCGGCCGCCGUUCUAAAGAACCCGCUGAGAAAUCGACAGAGGAACUGAAAGUCCGAAGCCACAGCACGGAGCCAUUACCAAAGUUGGACAGCAAAGAGAGAGGGCAUCAUGGGGCAUCUUCCUCCAGAGAGCCUAUCAAAGCUCAGGAAUGGGAUGGAACGCCAGGGCCACCUGUGGUCACCAGUAGACUGGGAAGAUGUUCUGUGAGCCCCACCUUGUUAGCAGGAAACCACAGCUCAGAACCGAAAGUAAGCUGCAAACUAGGCCGGUCUGCGUCCACAUCAGGUGUGCCCCCGCCAUCAGUUACUCCUCUCAGGCAAGCCAGUGACCUGCAACAGAGCCAGGUGGCAUGCAUGCAGUGGUUUCAUGGAGACCAUACAAUGCUUGAGAUGAUUGAGAAAAAACGUUGCUUGUGCAAAGAAAUAAAGGCUAGACAGAAAACGGAAAAGGGCCUUUGCAAACAGGAUAGCAUGCCUAUCCUACCCAGCUGGAAGAAGAAUGCAGGUGCAAAGAAGUGCAGCCCUCCACCCUAUUCCAAACAGCAAACGGUAUUUUGGGAUACGGCCAUAUGA